AUGACAGAUAACCUGGAUAUAGCCGAGUCUCUCUCAUACCCAGAGGAUCUCUGUCCUCCUGAUAACUUUAAUAUGGUCUCCACAUGGAUCUAUCGGAGCAGUUUCCCAAAGAAGAAAAACUUUUCCUUCUUGAAAAAGUUGGGAUUGAAAAGUAUCCUCACUCUCAUCUUGGAGGAUUAUCCUGAUCAGAAUAUGAAAUUUCUGAAAGAAAACGAUAUAACUCUCUUUCAGUUCGGCAUUGCUGGAAACAAGGAACCUUUCGUUCAAAUUCCUGACGACAAGAUCUGUGCCGCAUUAGCCGUCCUUCUCGAUCGACGUAAUCAUCCCAUUCUGAUCCAUUGUAAUAAGGGCAAACAUCGCACUGGAUGCCUAAUUGGCUGUCUCCGGAAACUCCAGCAAUGGAGCCACACAUCCAUUUUUGAUGAGUACCGCCGCUUCUCCCAUCCAAAGUCUCGGUCUAUGGAUCAGCAAUUUAUCGAGCUGUUUGAUAGUCGUGAAGCUUGGAAGGUCAUUGAUCCAAAAUGGAUUCCAGACUGGAAGACAUUAGGCCACCACGCAGGGAUAUAG
Lobosporangium transversale is the source of this 567-nucleotide messenger RNA. RefSeq names its product protein-tyrosine phosphatase. The transcript is spliced from 4 exons. Lineage: Eukaryota; Fungi; Mortierellomycota; Mortierellomycetes; Mortierellales; Mortierellaceae. Gene Ontology annotation, molecular function: phosphatase activity; inositol diphosphate tetrakisphosphate diphosphatase activity. The record is from RefSeq and is a predicted model, not a curated record. Gene Ontology annotation, biological process: protein dephosphorylation. The coding region runs from base 1 to 567 and encodes 188 amino acids. Gene Ontology annotation, cellular component: cytoplasm.